Messenger RNA from Mastomys coucha (southern multimammate mouse), 6017 nucleotides. It is a transcript of the gene Jakmip3, whose product is annotated as Janus kinase and microtubule interacting protein 3. NCBI's taxonomy places the organism in Eukaryota, Metazoa, Chordata, Mammalia, Rodentia, Muridae. The coding region runs from base 186 to 2720 and encodes 844 amino acids. The transcript is spliced from 24 exons. Gene Ontology annotation, molecular function: microtubule binding; kinase binding. The record is from RefSeq and is a predicted model, not a curated record.
CCCGCCGCAGCGCCACUGCGAUGGCUGAGCCCGGCCGUCGGACGCCGCCGCCCGAAGCCUGAUCGAGGGGAACCUUGGUGACUGAGAAAAUGUAGCGGAGGACACUUGCCAAGAGCUUGGCGUGGACACCCUGGCCCAGACGGAGCAGCUGCCUCUGGGCGUCUUUCUGGCCAUCCAGCCUCACCAUGUCAAAGAAGGGUGCAGGCAGCCGGGCCAAGGGGGACAAAGCAGAGACACUCGCUGCAUUGCAGGCUGCCAACGAGGAGCUGCGAGCCAAGCUCACGGACAUCCAGAUCGAGCUGCAGCAGGAGAAGAGCAAGGUCAGCAAAGUUGAGCGGGAGAAGAGCCAGGAGCUAAAGCAGGUGCGCGAACACGAGCAGCGCAAGCACGCGGUCCUGGUCACAGAGCUCAAGACCAAGUUGCACGAGGAGAAGAUGAAGGAGCUGCAGGCCGUGCGGGAGGCGCUGUUGCGGCAGCACGAGGCCGAGCUGCUGAGGGUCAUCAAGAUUAAGGACAAUGAGAACCAGCGGCUGCAGGCCUUGCUCAACACCCUGCGGGAUGGCGCGCCCGACAAGGUGAAGACAGUGCUCCUGUGCGAGGCAAAGGAGGAGGCUAAGAAGGGGUUUGAGGUGGAGAAGGUCAAGAUGCAGCAAGAGAUCUCAGAGCUCAAGGGGGCCAAGAAGCAGGUGGAGGAGGCACUGACUAUGGUCAUCCAGGCCGACAAGAUCAAGGCUGCGGAGAUCAGGAGUGUCUACCAUUUGCACCAGGAAGAGAUCACCAGGAUCAAGAAGGAGUGUGAGCGUGAGAUCCGCAGGCUGAUGGAGGAGAUAAGAUUUAAAGACAGAGCAGUCUUCGUGCUGGAAAGAGAGUUAGGGGUUCAAGCCGGGCAUGCCCAGAGACUGCAGCUCCAGAAAGAGGCUCUAGAUGAGCAGCUUUCCCAGGCCAAAGAGGCUGAGCGGCACCCAGGCAGCCCCAGACGGGAACUUCCUUAUGCAAGCGGUGCAGGAGACGCCUCAGACCACUCAGGAAGCCCUGAACAGCAGUUGGACGAAAAGGAUGCCAGGCGCUUCCAACUUAAAAUCGCAGAGUUAAGUGCCAUCAUCCGUAAGCUAGAAGACCGCAACGCCUUGCUGUCUGAAGAAAGGAAUGAGCUGCUAAAGCGGCUGAGAGAAGCUGAAAGUCAGUACAAGCCGUUGCUGGAUAAGAACAAGCGCCUUACUCGGAAAAAUGAAGACUUGUCUCACACUCUGCGGCGCAUAGAGAGCAAGUUGAAAUUUGUCACUCAGGAGAACAUAGAAAUGAGGCAGAGAGCAGGGAUCAUCCGGAGACCCAGCUCCUUAAAUGACCUUGAUCAAAGUCAAGAUGAGAGAGAAAUCGACUUCCUAAAGCUCCAGAUCGUGGAGCAGCAGAACCUCAUUGAUGAGCUUUCUAAGACCCUGGAGACAGCAGGCUAUGUGAAGAGUGUGUUGGAGCGUGAUAAGCUGUUGAGGUAUCGGAAACAAAGAAAGAAAAUGGCGAAACUCCCCAAGCCGGUUGUCGUGGAAACCUUCUUUGGAUAUGAUGAAGAAGCUUCCCUGGAGUCUGAUGGAUCUUCCAUUUCCUAUCAAACUGACAGGACGGAUCAGACCCCAUGCACCCCCGAAGAUGACCUAGAGGAGGGUAUGGCCAAGGAAGAGACCGAGCUGAGGUUCCGGCAGCUGACCAUGGAGUACCAGGCAUUGCAGCGAGCCUAUGCCUUGCUGCAGGAACAAGUCGGAGGGACCCUGGAUGCAGAACGAGAAGUUAAGACCCGUGAGCAGCUGCAGGCAGAAAUACAGAGAGCACAGACACGGGUGGAGGACCUGGAAAAGGCUCUGGCUGAGCAGGGGCAGGACAUGAAGUGGAUCGAAGAGAAGCAAGCAUUGUAUCGACGGAAUCAAGAGCUCGUAGAGAAGAUAAAACAAAUGGAGACGGAGGAGGCACGGCUGAAGCAUGAGGUCCAGGAUGCGAAGGACCAGAAUGAGCUGCUGGAAUUCAGGAUCCUGGAGCUUGAGGAGAGGGAGAGGAAGUCACCAGCCAUCAACUUCCACCAUACACCCUUUGUGGAUGGGAAGAGCCCUCUGCAGGUGUAUUGUGAGGCCGAAGGUGUAACGGACAUCCUGGUGGCAGAGCUGAUGAAAAAGCUGGAUAUCCUGGGGGAUAACGCCAAUCUGACCAAUGAGGAGCAAGUGGUUGUCAUUCAAGCCAGGACAGUCCUGACCUUGGCAGAAAAGUGGCUCCAGAGGAUUGAAGAGACAGAGUCAGCACUACAACGCAAAAUGGUAGAUCUGGAGAGCGAGAAGGAACUGUUCAGUAAACAGAAAGGCUACCUGGAUGAGGAGCUGGAUUACAGGAAGCAGGCCCUGGACCAAGCCCACAAGCACAUCCUGGAGCUGGAAGCCAUGUUGUAUGAUGCCCUGCAGCAGGAGGCCGGGGCCAAAGUGGCCGAGCUGCUGUCAGAAGAAGAGCGUGAGAAGCUCAAGGUGGCCGUGGAGCAGUGGAAGCGCCAGGUCAUGAGCGAGCUGCGAGAGCGUGAUGCACAGAUCCUGAGAGAGCGCAUGGAACUGCUGCAGAUUGCACAGCAGAGAAUUAAGGAGUUAGAAGAAAGAAUAGAAACCCAGAAGAGGCAAAUAAAGGAGCUGGAAGAAAAGUUUUUAUUUUUGUUCUUGUUUUUCUCCCUAGCUUUCAUUCUCUGGUCAUAGCUAUUCUUGGCACACUGAACUGCCCUCUGCGAAGGCGGACCUUUGUUCUCUAAUGGGACCAGAGAGCAGCAGGUGCCAGAGAAAUCGUGGGAAAUUGCAUUUCAACACUGAAGACUUGGGCGUGUUUGGGCUCUGUGCCCCGCCUUGUGGAGGAUGAGGGCAAAAGCACUGUGACCUGCAGCCACUGUCCACUUGGGGUGAGCCAGGACUAGAACUGGUCUUGCUGACUAGCACUUCUCCAGGAGAGGUCUAGCUUUGGCUGCUGGUGACUUUCAGCCCAGAGAGUAGGCCCCACCCUAACCACAGCAUUGUGUAAUGUUCCCUGCUGUGCAGGGGUAAGAAUUGCUCCUGUGCUGGAGCCCACACUGGACACCCUCCCCCCUCAUUCCCGUAGUGACCAUCAGUACUCUUGGAAGAAGAUCUCAGAACUGCCCAGACUUGACCUCAAUGGCAAGAUGAAGUCUGUGGUCUCAAUGGUGUCCCUGGGUGUCACACUGUAGUCACUCACUGUGGUCCUGAGCACUUGCUGUUGGACAGACCCCAUGCCCAAGCUUGUUCUGUUACACUGGCAUCUCUGUGAGGACAGAUAGAGUCAUGACCUCCUACUGGCCUCCUACCCUACUCCCAGACACAAAGGCUAGAAUCCUAUCCCCGACUGCUGGCCAGGAACACAGAGGAAAGAUCAGAGAAGAAGUCAGGGAGUGUAUAGGAUGAGUAUGCAGAGGCCUGGCCUCGAAGAGUGUGGAUCAAAGCACAGCCAAAAUAUGGUGGAGUUGUGGCCCUCCUAGCCUGGAAGACCCUCAGCAGAUGGGCCUAGCCUGAGAACCUCAGGUGGCAAGGACAGGUGAUGAAGGUUGCUGAAGAUGGCCUCGUCCACAGCCUGUGCACAUAAGCAACAGUCCAGGAGAGAGGGCGAAGACAAGAUGCACCUAAGGGUCCAUGAGCCUCAGAAGGUAGCCACAGUACAGUGGCCCAAAGAGAGAAAACAGUGCAGUCAUGAGGACGGUUCAAAUGAGAUUUCCCUUAUGCUAGAUGGUACAUCCAGCAUCCAGGAAAGUCUUCCCUUGUACGGACCAGACUGCAUCCUGGUUGGAGGAGGCUCUUCUGUCCUCACCACAUCCCUGCUAGUCUAAGAUUGUCACCCUCUGUGCUGAAAUCAGGAGGGCAUGCGUGUGCAUGUGUGUUCAUGUGUGUUCUUGCUCAAUGAGAAGUCAGUGCCCAGAUUAGAGCCCUUUCAAAGCACCUAGAAGUUGACACAAUGGACAGGGAGAUGUGCGAUCAGGUGUGACCAUUACAUUCAGCAUUGUAUAUUACAAAGCCCAGUAGCCAGGGGGAAGGAAUGAGAGUGCUGUCUGAAAGUAUUAGGUUCAUUUUAUAUUUGUGUCAGGAAAAAUGUUCUACUGUGGUGCAGAUGACCAAGAAAUUAUGGAACCCUAGGUCAAAAUCAGAGAAAAGCUAACAGGAUUAGACACAUGGGCCCCUUCUUCAGUGGCUCCAGGAUUUCUGCUGGAAAAUGCACUAAGUGCUCUUGGUCCUUCCUAUUGGCUAUCCAUGAUGCCCAGUCAUCAUUUCUCUAGUUGAGCCUGACUUUGGGUUUGGCCUUUGGGUCUGAAAUUUUUAGUCCUUAGUGCAUGGUCUCAUCUUAUUUAAAUGACUUCCUUCCCUUGGCCCAUUUGCUGUACUCAGCACUGAAUAGCAGCAAUAGGCUGUAUCAGUGAUGCUGCCAGAGAUCUAUAGGUAAGAGAAACCACUUUGUUAGUGACCGAUGGAUCGUGCAAUGCAGGCAUCUCGAAGCUGUCUCAGGUCCAUGCUCUUUCCGGCCCACCAGUGCUCCUGGCCCAACUCCAAGUGAACUUGUAAGAGAUCAGUAGCUCAUUAGGAAAAAAAAGUUGUACUGGAAACUUACCCCACCUCGCACCCCUUCGUUCCAGUUGGAUCAUGGGUCUGCAUGUUGUGUGCGUGUCUGGAAUACUUCAUGAUACCCCCUGACACUCUAAAUUACAGAACUUUGUUGUUUUUAAGAAAGGCUAUAUAAGAAAGAUAAGCAUGUAAAUAAGUACCAAUGCUCAUUAAGUCGUUACUGUUUAUGUGUAAAGUAUAUGUACAUAGAAAGGAAAAUGGCUCAAUGAAUGUUAGAUAAAAUCCCCAAACCAAACUGCAUUUCACCCAGCUGUAUUCCUGAAAGCACAUGCUUAGCUGGAAGGCUGCUCUCCUCUUUAGAUCUCGUUGUUUUUCAUAAGCACCUUUUUGUCACCUGCUCCCAAAGUCAGAUCUGAACUCGGGGCGAGUAAAUGUGAGCCUCUGUUACCGAAUCUUGCUGCCAAUGAGCAUCUGAAGAGCUCAAGCACUUCAAAAGUAAGGUGCAUUUUCUAAAUCCCAGACUGAAUCUUUUAUCCCAAAUGCUGGGUUGGACAGGAUUCCCUCCCAUGUUUAAGCUUCUGCUGUUAUCCCCUAAAACAGGGCAUCUGUGUGCAAUGGCACUGCCCUGGUGAAGCAACAAGAGGGACCCUGACAUAGCCCCCCCCCCCCCAGGGACUCAAACUGUGCCACUGAGGUGUGGGCCUUGGCUUCAUGUUGCAUGAAGUUAUCAACCCGCUCAUUUUGUGUGCAGGACAUGGAACGGCAUAAGCAUUUUCGUUUGUCUAAACUAGAAAUCCACGUAAACUGCAGAGUCCUUUGUGAACAGCCACGUGGUGUCUACUUUGUUUCUGUGGUCUAGCGUUCUGUUGCUGAAGGCCUAUGGCUGUGAUGGAAGUCUUUGCCCUUGCAGACUCUGUAGCCUUCAGGAAACCUGAGUGCCUUACGCAGCUUGUGAACACCUACUGGGAGUCAGGAGGGAGGGUUGGAGAGUGGCUCUGAGGCACACUGAUAGCUGAUCAGCUCUUGCCAUCACUCCGCCAUUGAACCCUUAAGGUGGGUUGUGUGUUAAAACACAGUGAUGGAUCUAAGUUUAGGCUCAGGAAAAUCAUAUUGUGAAUAUAUGUAUCAAAGCAUAUAUUUAUUGUAUCUUUUCUAAAAAGCUUUACUGUAAACUUAUGCAAAAAGGAGCAGAACUUGGCUUCUUGUGGCAAAGUGCCAGGCAGUAUUUGUGAAGCGAUCCUUAACACACCCCCUCUCAACACACGACCUUUCCGUUCAGUGCUAAACAGUAUUCCCAGGCUUAAACUAGGUUUGUAUUGUGGUCAAUUAUAAAUUUUACACAUAUUUUUGUAUUGUGGUUCCUAUAAUAUAUACCAGAGAAUUUUUACUUAUUUGUAAAUUAUUGUACAGUUUUAAUAAAACUUGUUUUAAAUCCUA